Dimorphilus gyrociliatus is the source of this 370-nucleotide messenger RNA. The record is from the annotation of a GenBank genome assembly. NCBI's taxonomy places the organism in Eukaryota, Metazoa, Annelida, Polychaeta, Dinophilidae.
GCAAUGUUACUUGGCAACAAAGACGCCAUACAGGAUGGCAGCUUCUAGGAAAUUUGUUGAUCAAAAAAUCAAGCAAAGGAAAGUGUUAAUGUUCGCCAAAGCAUGGUGUAGCGAAUGUAAACAAGCCAUAAAGAUUCUUAAUGAAUAUAAAAUGCCUCCAGAUACAUUUGAAGUAUUAAAUAUUGACUCCAGACAGGAUUGUUCAAAGAUUGAGGACUACUUUCAAGUUUUAUGCCUUACCGAUAGGCGUAAUGUACCAAGACUUUUCAUAGACGGAAAUCAUAUUGGAGACUUGGAAGUUAUCAGAAGAAUGCAUGAGGACAAUAGGUUAAGAGAGACGUUGAUUGAAUCGGAAGCAAUAAAGUCAUAA